Messenger RNA from Metarhizium album ARSEF 1941, 204 nucleotides. RefSeq lists its product as uncharacterized. The transcript is spliced from 2 exons. The record is from RefSeq and is a predicted model, not a curated record. NCBI's taxonomy places the organism in Eukaryota, Fungi, Ascomycota, Sordariomycetes, Hypocreales, Clavicipitaceae. The coding region runs from base 1 to 204 and encodes 67 amino acids.
AUGGACGAGCUUCACCCCGUCCUGGCGCGCAUGCGCAUCGCCGCCCUUCAGGCAGAAGUGCUGUCGAGAAACAUGCAGGCAAACGGCUUUGUACGCUCGCAGCGCAGCAAGGUCGCCAUUGUCAAGGAUCCCUCGGGCGCCCGGAAGCUGGGCAAGAAGAGGGUUGUGAGGGCGCGCUCAAACUCGACCUCGAGCGCGUGUUGA